GGCCCCGGGACCGGCCCCGGCCGAGGGCGACUCCGCGGGCAAGGUCCGGGACAUGAGCCUGGCCGCCCUGCAGCGACACGACCCCUACAUCAACCGCAUCGUGGACGUGGCCAGCCAGGUGGCCCUCUACACCUUCGGGCACCGGGCCAGCGAGUGGGAGAAGACGGAUGUGGAAGGGACGCUGUUCGUCUACACGAGGUCGGCGUCCCCCAAGCACGGAUUCACCAUCAUGAACAGGCUGAGCAUGGAAAACCGCACGGAGCCCAUCACUAAAGACCUGGACUUCCAGCUCCAGGACCCUUUCCUGCUCUACCGGAACGCCCGACUGUCCAUUUAUGGAAUUUGGUUUUACGACAAGGAAGAGUGCCAAAGAAUCGCCGAGCUCAUGAAAAACCUGACGCAGUACGAGCAGCUGAGAGCCCGGCAGGGGACCGGCGCCGCCGGCAUCUCGCCCAUGAGCCUCAGCGCCAGGGACGCCAAAGAGGUGGACAUCUUGCAGAUGCUCACCAAGGCCAAAGACGAGUACACCAAGUGUAAGCAGUGCUCGGAGCCCAAGCAGAUUGCCAACUCCUCCGCCAUCUACGACAACCCCAACCUGAUCAAGCCUAUCCCCGUCAAGCCCAGCGAAAACCAGCAGCAACAGCAGCUCACUACUAAGCAAGGCCAGGUCCCGGAUCCGGAGCCUCAGCACCUGUCCCUGACGGCCCUCUUCGGGAAGCAGGAGCGGGCGGCCUUCCGCGACAGCUCGGAGCCCGCCGAGGACGGCCACCCCCCGCCCCCGGAGCGGCUCCCCAGCAGGCAGGGGGUGGUGCGCUCGCUGUCCUACGAGGAGCCCGCCGGGCCCUCGCCCCCCACCGAGAAGCAGCUGUGCCCGGCCAUUCAGAAGCUCAUGGUGCGCAGCGCGGACCUGCUGCCCGUGCCCGAGCUGCCCGAGAGCCGGCCGGGCCCGGGGGUUGGCGGGGGCCGGGCCGGCGGACUCUUCCCGGGCCUGUUCCAGCCGGUGGCGCCCCAGGGCGCGGGGCUGCCCCCCGCCGCGGCCGCCCCCGGCCCGCCCAGUCUGCUGGACCAGCUCCAGGCUCCCCAGCUGGUGACGGGAAGCAAGCCGGAGCCCGCCCCGGCCCCCUUGUUCGGCCGGACCGCGCCCCCCGCCCCGCUCAAGGGCGUGGCCCCGGCGCCCCUGCUCUACUUUAACCUGGGGAAGGACCGGACCAAACUCCCCAGGGCAGCGCCCCCGCCUCCCCCCGUCGUCACCGCCACCCCCCUCUCGGGCAGCCCGGGCAACCCCGGUGGGGCGGCCUACCCGCAGGAGCUGCUGAAGAAGCUGCAGAUGGUCCAGCACGACCAGCAGCUGCCCGGGGCCGCCGCCGCCGCCGCCGCCCGGCCCGCCCUGGCCGCCAAGUUCCCGCUCGUGACGCAGAGCACCCGGCCGCUCGAGCCCCUCGACUCCUGGACGGAGAAGAGCUCCAGGCCGGACCGGCAGGCCCCGCUCCUCCAGGUGAUCUCCCCUCAGCGCAUCCCCGCCACCGUGGCCCCGUCCCUGCUGAUGUCACCCAUGGUGUUCAGCCAGCCGUCCCCCGCCCCUGCCAAGGGCACGGAGAGCGUCCGGCUCCCCCUGCCCACCCAGGAGCCCCAGGCCGCGACCACGGGUCUCCUGCUGCCGCUGACCCGCCCGGACCCUGCCACCCUGAGUAGGAGCUCCUUGACCAAACUGCAGCUCCAGGAGACCCUGCUCAACCUCCUCCAGAACGACGACAACUUCCUCACCAUCAUCUACGAAGCGUAUCUCUAUGGGGCGACCCGGCCAGCCAGGAAAAAGACUCUCUAAAGACCCGAAGUUUUGAACGGGAAACCUUCGAGCGACUUAGCGGUCCAGCACCAGCUCAGUGUUGAAACUUUUCCGCCUUUGUUUUUUGUGUUGUUGUUGUUUGUUUGGUUUUUUACUGAAAGGAUGUGUGAUUCAAUAAAACACCCCCACCUUUUUA
Tachyglossus aculeatus (Australian echidna) is the source of this 1982-nucleotide messenger RNA. It is a transcript of the gene DCP1B, whose product is annotated as decapping mRNA 1B. NCBI's taxonomy places the organism in Eukaryota, Metazoa, Chordata, Mammalia, Monotremata, Tachyglossidae. Gene Ontology annotation, cellular component: P-body. Gene Ontology annotation, molecular function: mRNA binding; enzyme activator activity. Gene Ontology annotation, biological process: deadenylation-dependent decapping of nuclear-transcribed mRNA; positive regulation of catalytic activity; deadenylation-independent decapping of nuclear-transcribed mRNA. The record is from RefSeq and is a predicted model, not a curated record.